CUCGGGUAGAUAUGUAGCCAGAUUUAGGAACCAACAGGAACGGCGAUACAGAUUGAUCGGUGGUAAUUAAUACUUUAAGAACGGGAGUCUACAGUUACUUUAUGUGAAAUCGGAGCUGUAGUAAGAUGUGUGUUACCACAGGUCGUUCUUCAAUCGGAGGCUUGGUCGUCUAAUCGUUUUAUUCCUUUUAAACUAAUAUAAUCCUGUGUAAAAAAAAAAUGGCAGCCUUAAUAGAAGCUACUAAACAAAAUAGCUUUGAAGAAAUAUUAAAUCUUUUAAAUGGAGGAAUAAAUGUGAACUACCAAGAUGAAUGUGGGAAAAGUGCGUUAAUGUACGCUGCUCAAAUCGGCCAUAUAGAAAUUGUAACAGUACUAUUAGAACAUGAUGCAAGUUAUACUGAUGUUGAUAAUACCCGAUAUAAUGCUUUAUUACACGCUGCAUGGAAAGGUCAAACAGAAGUUGUAAAAAUUCUCAUUGCGAAAGGCGCUGAUAUAAAUAGUAUCAAUACUUUCACAAGAAAUGCAUUGAUGGAGGCUUCUUUAAUGGGACAUAUAGAAACUGUUUGUUUUUUGCUAACAAAAGAUUCAAAUAUCAAACAAAGAGAUAGUUUUGGCAAUUCUGCGUUGUUGCUAGCUAGUCAAGCUGGGCAUCUAGAUGUUGUUAUAUUACUGCUGGAUGGUAAAGCCAGUAUCAGUGAUGUCAAUUAUGAAGGGUAUAACGCUUUACUUCUAGCUGCACAGGGUGGGCACACAUCUGUCGUCAAAUUUCUCAUUGAGAAAAACAUUGAUAUAAAUUGUACAAACUACUCAAAAAGAAAUGCUUUAAUGGAAGCUUGCUUAAAGGGACAUACUAAAACAGUCCAAUUUUUAUUAACAAAGCAAUUCAAUAUCAAAGAGGCAGAUACUGAUGGAAAUACUGCGUUACUGCUAGCUUGUAAAGCUGGGAACAACAGAACGGUAAAGUUACUUUUGCAAUAUAAAGCAAGCCUCAUGGACUUGAAUAAACAGGGAAAUAACGCUUUGCUAGUGGCUGCAAACAGUGGGCACACAGAAAUUGUUAAAUUUAUUCUACUGAAAAACGAUGAUAUUAAUUAUAUUAACACAUAUCACAGAAAUGCACUAAUGGAAGCUAGUUUUAUGGGACAUAGAGAAUCUGUUUGUUUUUUACUAACAAGAAAUUUUAACAUUAGUCAAAGAGAUGACGACGGGAAUAAUGCAUUACUACUUGCCUGUUCACAUGGUCAUCUCAGUAUUGUUGAAUUGUUGCUGCAACACGGAGCAAGUCUGACUGAUAAAAACAACAAUGGAUAUAACGCUUUGCUACUUUCUGCAUACAAUGGUUACACAGACAUUGCGCGCUUUCUUAUAGAGAACAAAGCUGAUAUUAAAUGUACUACCACAUUUCAGUACAAUGCCUUAAUGUUAGCGUGCUGGAGGGGUAAUACAGAAACGGUUAAACUUUUGCUUUCUCAAGAUUUUAAUAUCCAACAAAGUGACACACAUGGGUAUAACGCGUUAUCGCUUGCUUGUUACACUGGAAGUCUCAGCAUUGUUGAGCUAAUUUUGCAACAUAAAGCGAGUCUUGUGAAUGUAAAUAUGGCUUUAUUGGAAGCUGCAAGACAAGGGCAUACAGAAGUUGUUAAAUUUCUUAUAAACAAAAAUGCUGAUGUUAAAAAUAACGAUUCAUGUCAAAGAAACCCUUUAAUGGUAGCUUGUUUAAACGGUCGUACUGAAACGAUUACAUUCCUGCUAACUCAGGACUGUAAUAUUCAACAGAGAGAUAAUGAAGGAAAUAGUGCGCUAUUGCUUGCUUGUUCAGGAGGACACCUCAGAACCGUUCAACUGCUUCUACAACGUAGAGUAAGUCUUACUGAUGUAAACCAGAAUGGUGAUAACGCUUUACUUAUAUCAGCAAAAAGAGGUUACACACAACUUGUACGAUUUCUAAUUGAGAAAGGCUUGGAUCAAAACAGUGUUAAUCUGCUCCAACAAAAUGCAUUGAUGCUAGCCUGUUUGAAUGGGCAUACAGCAACUGUUCGAAUUUUACUCAGAAAUAAUAUUAAUUUCCAACAAAAAGAUUCAAAUGGAAAUACUGCUUUAUUACUGGCUGUUCAGGCUGGAAAUUUAGAUAAUGUGGAAUUACUUUUAGAAAAUAAAGCCAGUCUAACUGAUGUAAAUAAUGAUGGCUAUAACGCUUUAUCGAUUGCUGCACAGAAAGGUCACACAGAAAUUGUAACAUUUCUUAUGAACAAAAACAAUGAUAUAUAUAGCUUAAACAAAUUUAAAAGGAAUGCGUUAAUGGAAGCUUGCUAUAUGGGACACACGGAAACUGUUCAAGUUUUACUAAAACAUGUUUUUAACAUCACACAAACAGAUGGUGAAGGAAAAUCUGCUUUCAAUUUAGCUGUUGGAAGAAAUAUGAAUUCCAGUAUGGAAUUUGCUAAACUAAAUGAUGUUUAUCGACUGAAUAAUUUUAAUAAUCUUGACAUUUGUUUUAUUUUAAUGUUUUUCGAAGUGCUAUCAAAUGGAAAAUGGCCAAUAGAAAUGACAACUUUGGACUCCAAAACAGUUAAAUUAAACAAGAUAUUAAGAUUUAUUAAAGAUACAGAAAUGAGUUUAGCAUUGCCAAAUGAAUUAUUACAAAAUGAGAUAGCAUCUGCCGUGGACAUACUUGACAGAGGAAAUGGUUUUAAUACUUUUGAGUUUUACGUGUAUCAAAAAUUCUUUGAAAGAGUGUAUAAUAUAAUGCUGACAAAAUCAACAAAAGAAAACUCAGACUUUGGAAAUUAUAUUACAAUCUUAAAAUAUACAGAAUUCACAAUUCGUCCAAUGAGAGAGAACAACCUCCUUGACAUUGAUGCACCAGUUUUUAUAAACGUCAUUCUACAAACCUUGACAAUGUUUAGUAAUUUUAGCAAGAAAUUAGCAGAAUCAAUGGUGCAACAUGGUAUAUUUGGAGUUCUUAUCAAGCGUUUACGGUAUAUCAAGGUGCAAAGUUUAAGCAAGGAAUGGACACAAUUUACGUAUUUAUCAGCUUGCAUUAUCUUAAACUGUAUCUUGAUUGUGGAGAAUAUUGAUGAUAUUCAAAAAAAAGAACUAAUAACGGUUUUUAAAACGUUUGUUGAAAUCAACGAUAUAAAUUCAACCACGUGCACAAAACUGUUAAUACUGUGUUUGGAAGGCACUGGUCAAUUGCUAUAUCCCAGUAAAGGUGUAGUUCAAACUUUAGCUCAAUGGAUACUGCAGGGGAAUAAAAACGUCAACAGGUCAUUCAACAACCUGUCUAUCACAACUUUAUUAAAAUGCCUUAGAGUGAUUUGCUUAAGAUCUGUAAUGGUUUAUGAGAUCCUAGAUGCUGAUAUCUUAAACUGUUUGAACACAGUAAUGCAUUUUAACGACACCUCAGAACUAGAAGCUGCUGUUGAUUGUUUAUUAGCUAUUGCCGAAAAAAUGCCAGGAAAUUACCAUAUUUCACAACACGAAGGAAUCAUGACAUUGCUUACAACGUUGCAACAAACUAAUGAAACUUCAACGCGGAAGAAAGCGGUUUCUGUCCUAUGGCUCGUAAAACACGAUGCUAUAAUCUUAAAUGAUUUUAUUGAAAUCACUGCUCCCGGUUUUCCCGAACAAUGGAAGAAAUCAAAACGUUUAGGAAAUGGCAAUUUUGGAGGUGUUCAUCUUUUACAAGACACAAAAGACGAGCAUAGUAAAAAAUAUGUGAUGAAGGAAAUCGGAAUAAAUUCUGAUGACACUGACACUAUUUUUCAGAAAAAUUCAGAAUUGGCAGUUUUGAUGAAAACAAAUCAUAGUAAAUUAGUACAGUUCUUUGGAUUCAAAUUAAAAAGUACAAAGAUAAUUCUGUUCUUCGAAUACAUGUGUUUGGGUUCAUUGAGAUCGUAUGUAAAGAAUAAAGGUAAUCUACAGGAAACUAAAAUCAAGAUGUUUUCAUACCAAAUUCUUUUAGGGCUAAACUAUUUACAUAGAUUUAACCCGCCAAUAAUACAUAGGGAUAUAAAAGGAGACAAUAUUUUACUUGAAGAUGAAGACAGUGUAAAGAUUGCUGAUUUUGGUCUUUCAAAGCUGGUCACUGAAUCAAGUUAUCCAAACUCAAUUAUGGGCACAGCAAAGUGGAUGGCUCCAGAAAUGUUGGACUCAGGCGAAGAUACAACAUAUAAUUGUAAAGCCGAUUUAUGGAGUUUUGCUUGCACAGUUGUGGAAAUGGCAACAACAGAACCUCCUUGGCCUAAACACAAUCCUAAACAACACAUGCUUCAACUUGCCAAAUGCGCUAAACCUGUCUACGACCUCCCCGUUGAUUCAUCACAAGAGCUGAAAAUGUUUUUGGAAAAAAUGUUUCAGAAUGAUCCCAAACAAAGGCCAUCAGCCGCAGAACUUUUUGAUGACCCGUUUCUGGAGAAUAUUUAUUAACAUACAACAGAUAAAUUAACAUAAUUCAGUGAUUUUUCACGCCUGUAUUCAAUGUAUUUAACGGUUAAUUAAAAUGCAAAUUACUUCAAGAUUUUUAGAUGUUAUUAAUUAAAAUUGCUUCAUUGUAUGCUUGUUUUAAUCAUAAUUAUUUACAAUUUUUCCUAAUAUGUAUAAAAAGUAAAAAUGAAUUAUGCCUAUAUAUUGUGCAUUUAUAUCCUGUGAGAUGACAGGAAUAUUUGGCUGCAAUACUAGUUCACAUGGACGCUAAAUGUUGGCAAGUAUUAAUUAUAUAUCCCCACAACUGUUGAAUAGAUAAUAACACGCAUUGAAAUAUUUCUUAGCCUUGUAGCAAAUGGAAGUUCGCUAACGUCAGCGUUUAAUUAAAAUAUCAUUUUAAAUUAUAUACAUAAGUAUAUAUAUAU
Messenger RNA from Physella acuta, 4849 nucleotides. Its product is annotated as ankyrin-3. Gene Ontology annotation, molecular function: protein kinase activity; protein binding; ATP binding. The record is from RefSeq and is a predicted model, not a curated record. NCBI's taxonomy places the organism in Eukaryota, Metazoa, Mollusca, Gastropoda, Physidae. Gene Ontology annotation, biological process: protein phosphorylation.